Molecule: messenger RNA, 701 nt
Organism: Ruditapes philippinarum (Manila clam)
Lineage: Eukaryota; Metazoa; Mollusca; Bivalvia; Venerida; Veneridae
Exons: 5
Source: RefSeq, a predicted model, not a curated record
UCUCAGGUGAUUAUGUUCUCUCAAGCCAAAAGUUUACCUGGCAUGCUGCAAAAGGUAGAGGCAACUUUGCAACUCCCAACAUAAAUAUUAUUGAUUCAUUGGUUACUGUAGACAUACCAAAUAACUUCAAAAAGGAAGAAGCAUGGGUUGGUUAUUAUUCGAAGGAAACUGCGUUUGCGUACAUUGGAUGUUGGUUGAUCAAGAAUGUGAAUCCAAAGGCUUUGUUUUCUCAGUCGAACAACAACCCGGGCAUUUGCUUCUCAGUGUGCAAAAAAUACAAUCAUAAUUAUAUUGGCUUAAACGGAGGCAAGUGCUUUUGUAUGCAAGAAAAACCUAAGAACAUAAAUCUGCCAGAAUGUGAUAUUUCGCCAGAUGGUAUUUUUGUAAAAGGUGGAGGACAUAAAGCUGAUAAGUAUAUGUCAAUAUACGAAAGGAUAAAAACAGAUAUACAUGCUACAAACCAUAGCGGACAAAAUGGUGGCAAAUGUCUUUCAUUUAUGAGACAACCGACGAUAGAAUACCAGUGGAGUGCAUGCCUCGAUUUCAAUCAGAUUUUAUGUGCAAAAAAUUUGAAUCAGCAUGCUGAAAAUCAGAGUAUGCAACGUAAUGGAUGGAGGCAUUAUGUUCAAACUUGUUUUGAACAUAAUUGCCUUCCAAUCACAUAAAACGACACGAUGAGUUCAAUAGUGGACCAGUUUGUU